Corapipo altera (White-ruffed manakin) is the source of this 834-nucleotide messenger RNA. RefSeq names its product adenylate cyclase type 3-like. Lineage: Eukaryota; Metazoa; Chordata; Aves; Passeriformes; Pipridae. Gene Ontology annotation, biological process: intracellular signal transduction; cAMP biosynthetic process; adenylate cyclase-activating G protein-coupled receptor signaling pathway. The record is from RefSeq and is a predicted model, not a curated record. Gene Ontology annotation, molecular function: adenylate cyclase activity.
AUCCUGUUCGCCGACAUCGUGGGGUUCACGCAGCUCUCGUCGUCCUGCAGCGCCCAACAACUCGUCAAGCUCCUCAACGAGCUCUUCGCCCGCUUCGACAAGCUGGCGGCCAAACACCACCAGCUGCGGAUCAAGAUCCUGGGAGACUGCUACUACUGCAUCUGCGGGCUGCCGGAAUUCCGGGAAGACCACGCCGUGUGCUCCAUCAUGAUGGGGCUGGCCAUGGUGGAGGCCAUCUCGUCUGUCCGCGCUCGGACGCGGACGGCGGUGGACAUGCGGGUCGGGGUGCACAGCGGGACGGUGCUGGGGGGGGUGCUGGGCCAGAAGCGUUGGCAGUACGACGUCUGGUCCACCGACGUCACCGUCGCCAACAAAAUGGAGGCCGGCGGCAUUCCCGGGCGGGUGCACAUCUCCCAGCGCACCCUGGACUGCCUGCGGGGCGAGUUCGAGGUGGAGCCGGGCGAGGGCGGGUCCCGCUGCGAGUACCUGCGGGACAAGGGCAUCGUCACCUACCUGGUGGUGGUGCCCCGGCAGCCCCUGCGCGGCGGCAUCAACGGCGUGAAGCUGUCCCUGAGCUCGUCCCACGGCGCGUCCCCACCCUCGGUCCCCCCCAAGGAGCCCAACGGGCGCCUGAGCCUGAGCCCCGAGGACGAGGAGCACGAGGAAGAGCCCGAGGAGGACACAGAGGCCGUCCCCCCGUCCUUCCCCAACCCGCGGCGGCGGCUGCGGCUGCGGGACCUGGCCGAGCGCGUGGCGGGCGCGGCGCAGAACGAGCAGGAGCUCAACCAGCUGCUCAACGAGGCCCUGCUGGAGAGGGAGAACAUCCAGGCGUGA